CAAGGACAGAGGGGCCCCAUGAUCCCCUAUUGCCCGGGGGCCCCAUGAGUUUUCAGCUUUAGCCCUGGUUCACAUCUGCUGCGGCGGUCGUGCGGGCUCGGGCACGAGAGCCCAUUCAUUUGAAUGGACUCCCUCGCCCUGGGACACGUAGGGAAAAAGUCCCUGCACUACUUUGGAAAUUGCAGCCCGCAUGGGAACCUCGGUUCCCAGUACGGUUGCGAUUUCCACCCUGGUUCACACUGAUGCGGUGGGAAUUUGCAGAGUUUUCUGUACGAAUUCCGCACCUCAUCAGAAUCGCACCCCGUUCAUGCGAACCACUGCGGGUGUGUAUGCUAAGUUACCAACACCCCAAAAUCGGUCCGCAAAAUGCGGUGCGAUGUGCAGAAUCAGAUCGCAUAGGUGUGAAUACCCA
Messenger RNA from Staurois parvus, 412 nucleotides. Lineage: Eukaryota; Metazoa; Chordata; Amphibia; Anura; Ranidae. The record is from the annotation of a GenBank genome assembly.